Zootermopsis nevadensis is the source of this 1538-nucleotide messenger RNA. Lineage: Eukaryota; Metazoa; Arthropoda; Insecta; Blattodea; Termopsidae. The record is from RefSeq and is a predicted model, not a curated record.
UCUCUCUGUGGGAAUUUAAAAUAAACAAAUAUUUUGCUUUAUAUUCCUUUUUAAAACGAAUUGUUUCAUAAUAGAUUAUAGCUUUAUUAACAAUACCCUUUAAUAGUUUAUAGAUUAAAUUGCUGUACAAAUUACUCGUGCUUAAAUUCGCCAAUAAGAUUUGACAUGACACACACCCAGUGGAUAACCAAUGAGAUGCCUCCAUUUUAGUUACGCAAGUCAGCAUAGCGUCUGGUUUCGCUGUGAGGUAGUAACGCCUUACAAAACGCUGCUAAUAACCAGUACGGUUAUUUUUCGUAUAUUUCUUCAAAUUGUUUACUAUAAUGCCUGAGUGUAUUUCGAUCCAUAUUGGACAAGCUGGCGUGCAAAUCGGAAAUGGGUGCUGGCAACUCUAUUGCCUUGAGCAUGGGAUCCAGCCCGAUGGCCAAAUGCCACCUGACAAUAUUCCAGAAGAUGAUGACAACUUCAACUCAUUCUUCAGGGAAUGUUAUGAAAAAAAAUAUGUGCCAAGGGCAGUUUUUGUGGACUUGGAUCCCACAGUAGUAGACUCAUACAAUCACAAACUAAAGGCUGUGAAUGUACAGAGUAGCGUCUGCACAAUCGUAUUGGGAUCAGGAAAGGCAGGCAACAAGACUGGGUGUUGUGAAACUCCAGACGCUGUACAGGUAACUGUCAUCAGAACUUGUGUUAUUUUAAUUAUUCAAAGGCAGGAAAAUAAUCAUUGUGUGAUGAAGAGGAUACCACUGUUGUUAUUGUUAUUGAUGCUGUGGGGUGAGACUAUGUCUGUGUGGGACUGGGUCUGUAACGGGCCGUUUGUUUAGUCCCCAGAUUAUAUAUGAUAGAAUAUGGAGCAACGGUGGAGUGACACUUUCAGGGGAAAACCAAAGGUCUCAGAUCAAAAUGUGUCUCAGUGCCACUUUGUUCGCCACAAAUUUCAUUUGGACUGACCUAGGUGCAAACCCAGUCAUUAAAUUCAGUGUAUAAGAUAAGCCGAAGGUGUAGUGACCUCGGGCAUACUUGUCAGCAGGAUCUUCAUUUCCAGUAAUGAAAUUAGCAGGGUGGAAUAGCUGUCUGUACGUGCCAGUGCGAACUUUAUCUGUGAACACACCAGUCAACGUCAACAUCAACAUUAUACUUCGCUACAUUUCAAUGGGCAUUUCCCAAUACAAUUAAACAGCAUGCUCCUUUGCCUGUGGGAUCCAAGUCCACAAAAACUGCCCUUGGCACAUAUUUUUUUUCAUAACAUUCCCUGAAGAAUGAGUUGAAGUUGUCAUCAUCUUCUGGAAUAUUGUCAGGUGGCAUUUGGCCAUCGGGCUGGAUCCCAUGCUCAAGGCAAUAGAGUUGCCAGCACCCAUUUCCCAUCUGCACGCCAGCUUGUCCAAUAUGGAUCGAAAUACACUCAGGCUGAAACACAACACUACUUCAGAUCACCCUGUCACAUGACAAGACAUUGAAAAAUCCUAUCCUUUCUUAUGCUAUUAAGUGAAACAUGAAAUUACAGUAGCUUAUGAAUUUCUUAAAUGUUUUAGAGCCACAGU